CACUUCGCCAAGACUCAUGGUGGGAUUAGUGAUAACCUCCUUGAUAAUAUGGAUGACUUGCCAGGUGACAGCAGAUUUACAUGGUCAAUCAUCAUGCGUUCGCUCCACCACAGUAUGUAACAAACACGUAGAAAACAAUAGAAACAAUAUAGAAAUCAACGGAAACGAUACAAAACCUAACAUAAUUAUCGGAUUUUUGGGUACUUUUUCAUACGAAGGUGGCAUCGCUAAAUUAAUCGCUGGUGCCAUACCGUAUGCAGUCGAUAAAAUUAACUCCGACGGAAAGAUUCUUCCUAAUCAUACUUUAAGUUAUGAAAUCUGUAAUACAGGUGAUAUCGAUUCUGUAACUGCCAUUCGAAGAAUGACAGAACUUAAAGAAAAAGGUGUUGUAGGAUUUAUCGGUCCUGAUCAUAACUGUGCAUGUGAGGCAGCUGUUGCCAGUGCUUGGAAGAUACCAAUGAUAACUUACAUGUGUGCUGAUGAGAAAAUAUCUAACAAAACCUUAUAUCCUUUGGUAGCAAGAACUCUAUCUCCAACUUCUCAUGUGUCGAUGUAUGUGGUAUCAACUCUUCUUAAUUUUAAAUGGAAUAAAAUAGUAUUAAUAGUUUCCGAAGAUCCUUUCGGUGAACAAAUUAUAGAAUCCUCGAGACCUUUAUUUGCUCUUCACAAAAUUGAAGUAAUUGAAACUCGUUAUAUUCCUCCAAAUUAUAGAACAAAACACGAAGAAAAAAUUAAAGAUAUCGUUGAAACAACGUAUUUUAAAGCAAGAAGUAAGUUUUAGUCUCCACAUCAGUAAUGUUUUAUUAUAAUUCUAAAUAUCUUGAAAAAAUAUUUUUUUAUAAUUAAUUAAAGAACGAUCUAUUUUAAAA
Centruroides sculpturatus (bark scorpion) is the source of this 869-nucleotide messenger RNA. RefSeq names its product guanylate cyclase 32E-like. Lineage: Eukaryota; Metazoa; Arthropoda; Arachnida; Scorpiones; Buthidae. The transcript has 3 exons. The record is from RefSeq and is a predicted model, not a curated record. Bases 17 to 781 code for a protein of 254 amino acids.